GGGGGGAAAAGAGGCAGCGGCAUAGUGGAGAGAAAAUCCAGUGAACGAACAGCGGGACCUCAGCGUAGACUGGCGGAACGGAUGAGCCAGACACGGCGCGUGCAUGCCAGUAGUCUCCGGAGCAACUAGGAGGUCGGAGGGACUGGAAAAGUCUUAUUGAGCUCGUUUUCCGUGGGCGUCUCCAGACAUGCAGACAACAGGAAGAACCCCCUCCCCACCUUCCCAUGAUUCCAUGAGCUCCAGCGACAGCUUCCUGUUCAGCGACAGUGACCCCGUGGAGGACGACACUGACGUCUUCCUGUCGGAGGGCAACGCUGGCCGUGCCGACACCCGCUCGCCCUCCUCUUCCCACUCCAGUCUCCAUGGCGACACUCUGUCCAGCCCCAGCUUGCGGUGGGCCAGUGACGGCCCCGGCCAAUGUGAGCGGUCAGCCCUGGUCACCGGGUUGCGGCCGACGCCACUGUCCUCGUCCGUGUCAUCGUCCAGCACAUCGGGGGUGUGGAGUGCCUCAGAAAGCGAAGGGGGCAGUGAGAAGAACAGCCAGUCCCACGGAGACCAGCUCUUCGCCCAGAAGUGUUUGGAGCUGCAGUGUUUUGUCAGGCCUUUACUGGAGCUGCUGCAUGGUCUGAAGAAUGGACGGUUUGAUAAGGGUCUGAGCAGUUUCCAGCAGAGCGUUGCAAUGGAUCGCAUCCAGAGGAUUGUGGGAGUGCUGCAGAAGCCAAACAGCGGGGAGAAGUAUCUGAACACGCUGCUGCAGGUGGAGAUGAUGCUGAAGCUGUGGUUUCCUCAGAUCUCCGCUCUGGCCUCCCCUGCUGCCCAGGCCACUGCUGCCUCUCAGACCACCGCUACCCACUCAGCCCCCAGCACCGCAAACAGCAGCAGCACACCGCCGCACAAGCACAAGGACCAGCUACACAUGCCCGUCAAGAAGCGUCGCCUCAGCUGGUCAGACACAGACUCUUCGUCCACGCCUUCCCCCAUCCUUUGCAAGCGCUUCCAGCUCGCAGGUGACCCAGGGCCGAGCCCGGAGAGGGAGAGCAGCUCCUCAGCCCUGAACCAUCAGCGCCACGCGGAGCAACACUGCAGUGACUCCGCCGACGAGCUGUCCUCCCCCCCGGCACCACGCUGGUCAGAGCCCAGCCUCACCUGGGUCCAUGUGGCCCCCAUCCCCUCACCCCGCAAGUCCUGCUCUGGGGUGGCAGGGCCAGGGGCAGGGGCAGGGCCAGGGCCAGGGCCAGGGGCAGGGGCAGGAGCGAAGGGCAGCUCUGCGGUGAUGGUGGCGCCCCCUCAGUCCAGUCGGGGGAGCCCAGCCAUGCAGGACAGCUCCAUCUCUUCCACCACCCCCCUCUUGCAGCCUUCCAGCCCGCUACUGCAGCCCAGUGUGGAAGCGGCAGACCCGCCCGGCAACACCCCCCCCGGACCCCACAUAUGACUCGCCCCUGCAGGGGAAGGGCUAGGCCACUGCUCCACCAAUCACAACGAGGCCUUUGAGCAGGGUGGAGUCAGGGGCGCUGCCCGACCCUGUGCAGAGCUAGUGCCCCAAAGCACAAGCCCUUGCAGCCGGACUGAAGCACCCUGCACUAAUGCUGGAGAGGGAUGGAGGGAGAGAGAGAUGGAGGGAGAGAGAGAUGGAGGGAUGGAGGAGAUGGAGGAGGAAGAGUGGAAAAACUUUUUUAAUAUUAUUAUUUGUUUUGUAUUUUCUACAGCUUUGGUGCAGCUACAGAAGAACCAUUGGACACAAAUAAUGUUUUGUCUGAAAUCUAAAGGCUCUGCUUAGUUUUGACUCUCAAAACGUACAAUUAGACGCAGAUUUUGACAGUUACAAACACCACAAUUUCAACCUAAACACAGAGAUGCCGUUAAAUAUCGUUUAGCAAAAAGAUAAGGGCGUGUGAUAAAGUUUUGAAGUGGUGGUCUAUGGGAUUUUGAGUUAUUUUCUCACCAUUACGAAGACAUGCAGUGAUGGAGAGAUUGCAUUAGCUAUAGGUAAAAAAGGAGGGUGAAGGAGAAUGACACUGAUAUCAAAAAUGUGAUGUUCACAGAGUCACACACCUGUUCCCUCAGUGUCUCAGCUGUUUCUGUGGCUGACUGGGGACAAAGGCUUACUU
Alosa sapidissima (American shad) is the source of this 2108-nucleotide messenger RNA. RefSeq names its product circadian-associated transcriptional repressor-like. Gene Ontology annotation, biological process: circadian regulation of gene expression; negative regulation of DNA-templated transcription. Bases 188 to 1432 code for a protein of 414 amino acids. Gene Ontology annotation, molecular function: RNA polymerase II cis-regulatory region sequence-specific DNA binding. The transcript is spliced from 6 exons. Gene Ontology annotation, cellular component: nucleus. Lineage: Eukaryota; Metazoa; Chordata; Actinopteri; Clupeiformes; Clupeidae. The record is from RefSeq and is a predicted model, not a curated record.